Aegilops tauschii subsp. strangulata is the source of this 534-nucleotide messenger RNA. NCBI's taxonomy places the organism in Eukaryota, Viridiplantae, Streptophyta, Magnoliopsida, Poales, Poaceae. The record is from RefSeq and is a predicted model, not a curated record.
AUGGCGAUCAAGUUGUCGAAGUGGAACGGCCCGGUGGGCGUGAUUGCGCCAGCAGCAGGGACGAUUGGCGGCGGAGCCGCGACAGGAUCCGCGACCGCGACCGAUGCCGCGGGUGGCGGCGCGGGGACGAUCGGGAUCACGGCCGAGGGUGGUGCCGUGAGCGAGGCCGCGGGUGGCUCCGCGGGCAGCGUCUCCCCCGGGGUCGCCGGGAUGACGACGAGUGUCGAGGAGGAUCCAGAGGAGGCCAUCGCGGGCGGCGGCGGUGCGACUGGUGCUGAGGCCGUCGCGGGCGGUGACAGUGGGAUCGGCGCUGAAAACAGGGAGCCGACGGCGGUGGUGCCGAAGAACCGAGGCACUGACGGAGCCAGGGGGCGAGGUGGGAGGUUGAGGAGGGCGGCAAGCGACGCGGGGAUAGACCCGGAGCUGGCGGCGUCCGAAGCAGAAGCGGUCAUGGCGCCGGCGGCGGCAGCCCUAGGGUGUAGGGUUUUGGUGCGGCGGCGGCGGCGGCGGGUGGGGUGGAGGUGGAGGACCUAG